Messenger RNA from Drosophila takahashii, 1551 nucleotides. It is a transcript of the gene Nach, whose product is annotated as nach. Gene Ontology annotation, cellular component: plasma membrane. Gene Ontology annotation, molecular function: ligand-gated sodium channel activity. Gene Ontology annotation, biological process: sodium ion transmembrane transport. NCBI's taxonomy places the organism in Eukaryota, Metazoa, Arthropoda, Insecta, Diptera, Drosophilidae. The record is from RefSeq and is a predicted model, not a curated record.
AUGGGUCAUGAGGAGGAACUGAAACCGGAGCAAGUGGAUCUGAAAGUGUCCCCAUUUGUGGGAUCCCUCCGACGCACUUGGAAUGACUUCUGUGCCACCAGCAGUAUCCAUGGAUUGAGGUACACCCGCGAUGAGGACACCAAUAAAAUAGUGCACCUUGUGUGGCUGCUGAUUUCGCUGGUGAUGUUCGUCUGCGCUGUGGUUAUGGCGCACACCUUCUACAUGGACUAUCGCAGCAGUCCCACGCGUAUGAAUGUGGAAAGUGAUCACACGCCGGUUAACAAUCUCUACUUCCCACCGGUCACCAUUUGCCCAGAUGUACUUUUCAACAUGCAAAAGUCCAAGGCCUUUCUUAACACUCUAGAACUCCCACAAGGAGCGGAGCUAGGAGGCAUUCUUCGAAAACUACACAUUUUCUAUGGAUUCAUGCUUGAUGACGAGCGGUAUUCCUCGCAGGACAUUGAAGAAAUGGAGACCCUGCUUUUCCUGAACAAUCUCACUGUCCAACAGUUUGUGGAACACUUACGCUGGGAUUGUGAUGAAAUUCUGUACCGCUGCAGAUUCAAUGGCGAUAUAUUGGAUUGUUCAAAGAUUUUUCAGUUAUCCAAGACUUUUUUCGGCCACUGUUGCUCAUUUAAUUUACGUCAAAAGGGCCUUAACUUUACAGCCCAGCGAGCAAUUGGAGGUCUCAAAUAUGGUUUGUCAGUGAUUGUAAGGUAUAAAGACGACAGCUACGAUCCAGUACAAUCGUACUCUUAUGGCGUAAAGCUUCUAAUCCAAGAAGUUGAUGCCUUUCCUAGUGCACAUGCCGCUGCUAAAUUUAUAGCCUUUAACACGGAGACGUUCGCUGCCCUCAGACCCCAAGAAACCUUUUGUUCGGCUGCCGUCAAGGCCUUAACCAUCGAUGAGAGAAAUUGCGUGUUUCAAAAUGAGUUCCACCUGCGUUAUUUUUCGAAUUAUGUGUACCCCAACUGUGAGCUAAAUUGUAGGGUCACAAACAUGGUGAAGUUCUGCGGCUGUCACACGUACUUUUUUGACUUUAAUCGCACCAAAGAUCGGAUUUGCACUUUUAGAGAUAUUCCCUGUCUGGUGGAUAAUUUUGCUAAUAUAAUUACAAGGAAAAAAAGCACCCAGUGCUAUUGUCCUCUUACCUGUGAGCACUUUGAUUAUGAUGUCCAGAUAUCCAAUUUUCCCCUCGAACUCAACAUGCCAGUGGCGGAUAAGUUCUACUCGGGCCUCUCCAAAAACGAUGGCGUAUUGCAUGUCUUUAUCAAUUCCUUCAGUUAUCGCCGCCUCCGACGUGACUUACUUUCCAAUAUGGUUACUUUGGUUUCUAACCUGGGCAGCGCCUUUAGUCUGUUCGUCGGCAUGAGCAUGCUCUCGGUGGUAGAGAUUAUCUACUAUUUUUCAGUAAUUCUGCGCAAGAACUAUAUUAUGGAAUGUGAAACACGCAACAAGAUGCUUCAUAGGGGGCCAAAGUUCGCACUGGCCAAAGCAAAUGACACUCACAGUAAAGACCAGAAAUCAGUUUUCAUAAUUCACAAAUCGUAA